Messenger RNA from Arctia plantaginis, 723 nucleotides. Lineage: Eukaryota; Metazoa; Arthropoda; Insecta; Lepidoptera; Erebidae. The record is from the annotation of a GenBank genome assembly.
AUGUUGGCUCUGCGGAAAUGGCCGCUCUUCGGUCUUCAACUCUUCAUAUUCCUUCACACGAGUGAAUCCUUCGUACUCCUAACAGCAAACAUAGAUGACGUCAAAAAGCUAGCAACGAAAUUCGUGUCAGAAUCUCUCGCAGAUAAAAUAGCUACAUUCAUAGCGCAAGCUGCUCAAAAUGUCAUGAUACCGCAGUCAGCAGAAACACAAAGAGAUGUGUCAGAAGAAAACAAAAAGUACAAUAUUAAACAACCAAUGUCUAAUGAAUUGAGAACAGAAGAGCAGAGACCGAGAAAAGAUGACGUUAAAGAUCAUAAGAAAAAGUUUUAUUUUAUCCAAGGAGAUGUAGUUUCCCGCGGACAAGACGACAUAAUGUCAGUGAAGAAAAAAAAGAUCCAUAACAAAAUGAAAAGCCAGCCAGUUGCCCGAACCAAUUCCAUAGAAGACAAUAAUGUUGACGGUCAAUUAAAUAAAACGAUAAACCGUGUCAUCGAAUUGAAUUUAAAACCAGAAGCAAACCAGAAUUUAAAACCAGAAGCAAACCAGAAUUUAAAACCAGAAGCAAACCAGAAACUAGAUUCGGGAAAAGAGAAAAAAACAAAUCACCACCAACGGCAUGAAUAUAAAUUAUUGGCCACAAGCGGGAACAUGAUUCUCACAAGAGUUAUAAGCAGUAGAGAAUCGAAUGAGAACCACGGAAGCACAAAGAAGAAAAGCAAUUAA